Molecule: messenger RNA, 4354 nt
Organism: Portunus trituberculatus (swimming crab)
Lineage: Eukaryota; Metazoa; Arthropoda; Malacostraca; Decapoda; Portunidae
Product: glutamyl aminopeptidase-like
Biological process (GO): proteolysis; peptide catabolic process
Cellular component (GO): cytoplasm
Molecular function (GO): metalloaminopeptidase activity; zinc ion binding; peptide binding
Source: RefSeq, a predicted model, not a curated record
GAAGAAGAAGAAGAAGAAGAAGAAGAAGAAGAAGAGGAAGUGGAUAAACAUUGAACAGUAAAAGAAUGAGAGAAGGGAAAUUUAGAUAAAGGAAAAAGAUAGAAGGAAAAAAAACAAGAGAAAGAUUGACAAGAAACCUUCAAAUAUCCUUCAGAGUCCUUCAGUAUCCUUCAGAGUUCUUCAAUAUCCUUCACAGUCCUUCAGAACGUUUUUACCUCCUUCACACGCCUAAAACUCCUUACUACUCCUAUAAAUCACAUCUAACAUCCUUCAAAACGCCCUUAGUAUCCUUCAGACAUCCUUUAAACAUACUUCACAAGCCUAACAUUCCUUAACACUCCUUCAAAACACCUUCAGUAUCCUUCAACAUCCUUUAAACAUCCUUCACAAAUCUAAAGUUCUUAACACUCCUUCAAAACAUAUUCUAGUAUCCUUCAAAUAUCCUUCAACAUCCUUCAUGCAUCCAUAAACAUCCUUCACAAACCUAAAACUCCUUAACUUUUCUUCAUAACACCUUUAGUAUCCUUCAACAUCCUUCAAAUAUCCUUCAAACAUCCUUUAUAACUCAAAAACUCCUAAACACUCAAAAACACACAGGAUCCUUUAAAACAUCAAAAACACCCUAAAAAAAACCCUACACGCACACACAGAACACCCAGAAUAUCCCAGUAUCCUUCAGCACCCUUGAGAGUCCUUCAGGAUGGGGCAGGUGUUCAUUAGGCGGUCCACUGCUGUCCUUCUGUUCCUCGUCGGGGCGCUGUGCAUUGUGUGUGUGGCAUUGCUGGUCCUCCUCCUUGCCCCUGACUGGCGGCAAAGCGGUGGGGAGACAUCAGCUCACUCCAUGCCCUUAGACGCAACACCAAGGACAUCACCAGCAGCACCAGCACCGAGGAACACCCCAGUCAACACCCCAGUCACCACUACAGACACUGCACCAAAGGAACCGUGGGAGAAGGAGUACCGUAUACCAAGAACCACAUUACCGUACCACUAUGAUCUGUACCUUCACCCUAAUAUGGAACAAGGGGACUUCACAGGCAAGGUUACGCUACUUAUCGGCGUCACGGCACCAAUAACUUACCUGGUGACGCAUGUGAAGAAGCUGAAUGUGACGUCCACGGUGCUGGUAAGGCGUGGUGGUGGUGGUGAGGAGGAGGUGGAGGUGGAGAGGAGCUUUGAGUACGCACCAAAUGAGUUCUGGGUGGUGGUGCCUGAUCACGUCCUCCUGCCGGGGAAUUAUUCACUGACGCUCGAGUUUGCUGGCACUCUGACGGGUUCUAUUGUCGGGUUCUACAGGAGUACUUACACCAAUGCCGCUGGGGAGAAGAGGUACAUGGCCACCAGCAAGUUUCAGCCCACGGACGCCCGCAGUGCCUUCCCAUGCUUCGAUGAGCCGUCUUUCAAGAGCACCUUCUCCACCACACUCGUCCGUCCCUCCAAGGACUACAUCGCUCUCUCCAACAUGCCUGUCUUGAACGAGGUACAGGAUUCCCCCGCGCGUGGCCUGACGGAGGUGGUGUUUGAGAAAUCCGUUCCAAUGGUGACGUAUUUAGCCUGCUUCAUUGUGUGUGACUUCCAGCACGUGGAGACACUCACCAAUGACAACAAGCCAUUCAGAGUGUACGCCACGCCAGACCAGAUUUCCAGGACUAACUAUUCUCUGCAUCUCGGGGUCAACGUUCUCAACUAUUUCGAAGACUAUUUCAAGGUGGAAUACCCUCUGCCCAAACAAGACAUGAUCGCCAUCCCAGACUUCAUAUCAGGGGCCAUGGAGCACUGGGGCCUCAUAACCUAUCGUGAGGUGAACCUAUUGUAUGACUCCCGCGGCUCUUCAUCCUACAAUAAGCAGCGUGUGGCGGCGGUGGUGGCGCACGAACUGGCUCACAUGUGGUUUGGGAACUUAGUGACCCUGGAGUGGUGGGAUGACCUAUGGCUUAACGAGGGCUUCGCUAGUUACAUUGAGUACAAGGGCGUGGCUCAUUACGAGAAGGACUGGGACAUGGAGGGACAGUUCGUGGUGGAUGACCUUCACCGGGUAAUGACCUUGGAUGGACAGCUGACCUCCCACCCCAUCGUGCAGCCAGUCAGCCAUCCAGACGAGAUCACGGAGAUUUUUGACACCAUAUCCUACAGCAAGGGCGCCUCUGUUCUAAGGAUGCUGGAGGACUUCUUAGGACUUGAAGUGUUUAGAGAGGGCGUCAGUCAGUUCCUACAAAAAUACAAGUACCAGAACGCCGUGACGAGGAACCUGUGGGAGGAGCUGGAGGCGGUGGUUCCUGGCGGGGGGCUUAAUAUCACCGCUAUCAUGGACACCUGGACCAGACAGAUGGGGCUACCAGUCCUCGAUGUGUCCCCCAGCCCCAGUGACCCGAGCAAGCUGGAGGUGACCCAAUCGAGGUUCCUGAGUGACCCCACCGCCGUGAGUGACCAGGACUCCCCCUACGGCUACAGGUGGGACGUGCCCGUGACCUUGACCUCAGAUGCCUCGCCCAGAGAACUCCACUGGUUCAUGCGCCAACACCAGAAACUGGUGUUGACCAAGCCCCCCGGGUCAUCUUGGGUCAAACUAAACGUGGGUCAGUAUGGCUAUUACAGGGUGAAUUAUGACCUGACCCUCUGGCGUGACCUCAUUGCUCUCCUCUCCACUGACCCGGAGGCACUGAGUCCACCUGACCGCGCCUCGCUGAUUGAUGACGCCUUCAACCUGGCCAGCGCGGGACAGCUACCUUACCCCACCGUGCUGUCCCUCAUCGCCUACCUGGCCCGGGAGACGCAUUACAUUCCCUGGGCCACCGCCAGCACACACCUCGACAAGAUGGGACGCUUGUUGAGACGCACCGAGGCUUAUCCUAACUUCAGGAAAUACAUCGUGAGCCUGGUGGAGGGACACGUGGAGAAGCUGGGCUGGGAAGACACUGGUUCACAUUUAGACAGGAGGAAGAGGCUGUGGCUGAUGUUCCUAGCGUGCUCCAAUGGGUAUGAGCCGUGCAUGCGCGGGGCCAGGGAGCGUCUCUUGGCGUGGGUGAAGGAUCCUGCAUAUUACUUGUCACCCAACACUCGCUCCCUCGUCUACCGCUUCGGCAUGCAGACUCCAGGUGUGGAGGUGUGGGAGGUGAUGCUGCAGCGGUACGUGACAGAGACCAACGCGCAGGAGAAGACCAAGAUGGCGGUGGGUCUGGCUGGCACCACGGAGGACUGGGUGGCACAGAGACUGUUGGGCUUGUCUGCUAACGAGAGUGUGGUCAGGAGCCAGGAUUACUUCUCCAUGCUGAACAAUCUCGCCAAGACCCCCUGGAACACUCACCUUGUCUGGAGUUACGUCAGGUCACACUGGGAUGAGAUGGUCGAAAGGUUCACUCUCAACAACCGCUACUUGGGCCGUAUGGUAAAGUACGUCAUUACAAGGCUAUACUCGCCGAUUCACCUGCGAGAAGUGAAGGAGUUCUUUGAGGAUAAUCCUGAGGCCGGGUCAGGCGCCAGGUCAAGGAUGCAAGCCGUGGAGGAACUCGAAGGGAACAUUAAGUGGGUGGAACAGCAUGCAGAUGACUUGAAUGCAUGGCUGGACGACUGGAAACAUCAACAUAACCCCUAGUUAUUUUAGUCUUCCCUUUAUUUAGCAUAGGUUUUCUUUAAAUAGUAAUGAAAAAAAUAGUGUUCGAGAUUUUAUCCUGAUUAGUGUUAGUUUUUGGUGUAUUUUUAAUGCCUUUUUAUCCUAACUUUUUAUUGUUUUUAAUGUUGAUAUUUUGGAGUCAAAUUCAUAAAUGGAUUAAUAAACACGGACAGACAGGUAGUAGUGAAGGUAAUGUCUUUAAUGUGGAUAUUUUAAAUUUAAUUUCAUAAAUGCAUUAAAUAACACAGAGAUGGACAUUAGUAAAGAUCAUGUUUUUUUUUUUUUUUUAAUGUAGAGAUUUUGGAGUUAAUUCAUAAAUGCAUUAAAUAACACCAACACGGACAAACAGGCAGUAGUGAAGAUCAUGUUAUAUAGUGAAUAAAAAAAAGAAGGGGAAAUUACGUUAAAUAGUGACAUUUAUUAAAUUUUGUUAAUCUACUUUCGUGAUUGUUAAACUUACGAUGUUGUUGUUAUUGUUAAAAAAAAAAAACAGAUAAUCGACUAUAUACACGCACACAUGAACGCACACACGCUACAAGACAAACAUACAUACCCACACAUAUAAAGACACUGCAGUAUUCGCAAUGUAUAUGUAUAUCCUGUAUAUGUAUAGUAGUCAUAUAUAUCUCUUAGGUCUGGGUUUAUAUUGUGCUCUUGGUGUGAAUGGAUAGUUUAUUUGGGAGCCAACUUUCUGGCAACUGAUAUGAAGGAAAUGGAAGAUAGAAAAUGAAGAAUAGACAGAUU